AUGGAGACCCAGAAAAUAAUCUCCAAUGGUCCAGCAUACACGGAAGUAGAUGGCUUCGUGAUGAGUGCAAACUUCAUGCCGGAACUGGUCCGAAGCGCCAUUAAGUACCGCCCUCGCUCCAACGACCUGUUCUUGGCCACAUUUCCCAAGUGCGGUACCUUUUGGGCCAGCCACAUCGUUUACCUGAUCUUCACCAAGGGAGUGCCACCCUCCUGUGCCCUGGACAUUCUUCUGAGAAACCCUACGCUCGAAAUGGUAGGAGCCAAGGUCAUCGAUGCCAUGACGCUCCCUGGACUCAUUGUGACCCACCUGCCCCACCGCCUCACGCCGUGGGACUCCAGUGCCAAGUACAUUUACGUUUGCAGAAAUCCGAAGGACGUUUGCGUUUCAUUUUUUCUUCACACUCGCACUAUGGCCGGCUACGAAUACGAACAUGGACAAUUCGAAGAUUUCUUCGAGAUAUUCAUGAGCGGAAAAAACAGUUUCGGCGACUACUUCGAGCACGUUACUUCCUGGUACGCUCACAGCCGGGAACCCAAUGUCCUUUUCCUCCACUACGAAGACAUGAAGCGUGACCCCAGAUAUUACGUUCUAGAAAUCGCCAAGUUUAUGGGCAACGAAUACCACACAAUGUUGCUUCAAAAUGAAGGCAUACUAGAGAACGUGGUGGAAUUCAGCAGCAUAAAACGCAUGAAGCAAUACGCCGACCAAAACUUUAAAGACUUUUUUGGGGAACCGAUUACACGCGAAGACGUUCCCGAGGGACUGAGAAAUUUGCACAAAGCAUGCCAGCGUCGCCCGGGGACCGGCAGUCCCAUACGGAACGGCGUCGUUGGUGGCUGGAAGACGUUCUUAACUUCCGAAAUGAACGUCAAGAUGGAAGAGAAGAUCUUGCAGAAGCUGUCCCACACCAAUAUCGUCGACGUGUGGAGAAGACACGGCAUCAUGCGGCCCUGCGUUGAGUAGGCAUCCGUCCGAAGAAACGUACUUUUAUUCAGUUAGCAGAUGUGCGUUGCCACGAUACCCUUUGCAUCGCCAAAGAAAUAUUAACGUUUGUAUCCCGGACUUUUCGUGUGUGUUUAGUGUGGUGAUACUUGGAAACGCUGUUCUUUUUUAGAACGUUAGUCUAUACCGCACUAUGUGGAUUGAAAAAAAGAAAAUGAAAAUCGCGAGGUUGAAUGCUAAAAAAUAGUAGAGCUAUCUUGAAGUCUUACUGCUCAGAAAUGAUUGAAUUACAAAUUUUUGAAUGGAGUAUCCUAGGAAUCCUGAUAUGAAUAGUGAUCUCCUAAUUUUGGAAUAUGUCUGUAUCA
Molecule: messenger RNA, 1310 nt
Organism: Ixodes scapularis (black-legged tick)
Lineage: Eukaryota; Metazoa; Arthropoda; Arachnida; Ixodida; Ixodidae
Product: sulfotransferase 1E1-like
Exons: 1
Coding region: 1-966 (321 amino acids)
Biological process (GO): sulfation
Cellular component (GO): cytoplasm
Molecular function (GO): sulfotransferase activity
Source: RefSeq, a predicted model, not a curated record